UUGGACGCGGCGGCUCCUUCAGCAAGGACGCACAGCUCACACAAUCCCUUCGAAGGACAUCAGCAGCCGACAUACCGAACGACCUGCCACAACAUUCCACAACAAUCCAAUCCAAUCCAGACUUUGAGGUCCUGUAAAGCGUUUUACAUUCAGCUUACAUAAAUGCUAGAACGCUGUAAAAAUCGGCGCUAGAAACGCCAAUUAGCCAGACAUGUUAGCCAUGUUUUAGUCGGUACUUUCGCGCUUGACUUGUUUUGCAACUGUGUGCGUACGUUUGUGUGCGAGUGCCGCCCGAUUUUGUUUGUCCUUUUUUUUCUGUUGGAGUGCCGUUUUAAGCCAAGCUACUAGAGACAUACUAGCGACCAGCUAAUACAUAUUAACUUGUUGUGCCAUCGUUUUGUGUGUGCCAGUCAGCCUCUGAGUGCAUUUUCAUUAAAGUCAACAAGUUGCAGCCGCAUAAGGUCAAAUAAAAGCAGCCAGGCCAAAAUGAUGGCGACGUCACAGGAUUAUUUCGGCAAUCCGUACGCCCUCUUCCGCGGACCGCCCACAACUCUGCGACCGCGCGAGUCGCCGCUCGGCGUGGGCCACCCCCACGGCCAUGGGCACCUGCACAGCCACGCCCAUGCCCACGGGCACGGCCACGCCCACUCGCACUACGCGGCCUUGGACUUGCAGACGCCGCACAAGCGGAACAUCGAAACGGAUGUGCGGGCACCGCCGCCGCCAUUGCCGCCGCCACCGCUUCCGCUUCCGCCCGCAUCCCCUAGGUAAGCCUCCCCCCCGAAAGAGUAAAAGCACAAUGCACGAUGGGGGAGGAAGAGAGAAAGUGGAGAAAGUGGGCAGUUUAACAGCAGCUCGAAGACGAGCAAAGCACUGCAGAGAAAUCAAAUACAAAAGCCAAUUCGCAUUGGUCUCUCUGCCAUGUCUGCAAUCAACAAAAUACCAAAAAAC
Drosophila erecta is the source of this 951-nucleotide messenger RNA. RefSeq names its product sex determination protein fruitless. The transcript has 2 exons. Bases 487 to 771 code for a protein of 94 amino acids. NCBI's taxonomy places the organism in Eukaryota, Metazoa, Arthropoda, Insecta, Diptera, Drosophilidae. The record is from RefSeq and is a predicted model, not a curated record.